GCUUCGUACUUUCCGUGGUGACCUCUAAGAAAGGAGAGGACCGCUUACAAGACGGUCUGAAACUGUUGUCAGCGCUUAUUUCGCAUCAUCUUUUGCAGUCCCUAUUUCUGCCAUCAUGGGUAGAUCCUUUGGGAAUCUCUACAAAGUCCAUGGACUCGUCUCCUACAGCUUGUCUCCAUAUGAACAAAAAGCGUUUGCCGGCGCCAUUUCCCAUGGGAUUCCAAAUAUGUUUAGACGCUUUCGUGGCCAAGUGUUCAGGGUUGUACCACCACUCAUCAUUGGCUACAUGGUCUAUGACUGGGGUAAGAAGGAAAAUGCCAGGUUAAGUCGGAAGAAUCCAGCUGACUUUGCCGAUGAAAAAUGAUGGAGGAUAUUUUAGGAAGAAAAUAUCAUAGGCUGCGCGUGUGAACUGUGACAAGCUACCACCAUGUGUCCAGACUUUUGUUAUUCUGUUGGUGAACAGAAACACUUCCACCAGCUUAGAUGUGUGCGCUGUAAUAGAUAUUUCAUGUAGUCAGUUUUGCAAUGGCCUAGGCAUGUAUUGUACAUAAAUAAACUUAAGGAACAGUU
Molecule: messenger RNA, 570 nt
Organism: Liolophura sinensis
Lineage: Eukaryota; Metazoa; Mollusca; Polyplacophora; Chitonida; Chitonidae
Product: cytochrome b-c1 complex subunit 8-like
Exons: 3
Coding region: 116-364 (82 amino acids)
Biological process (GO): mitochondrial electron transport, ubiquinol to cytochrome c
Cellular component (GO): respiratory chain complex III
Source: RefSeq, a predicted model, not a curated record